GGAAUUGUUAAACCUUUAUCAGAAAGCGCGAAACAAUUAUAAAUGGGUUUAAUGUAAAAUGUUGAUUUUUGUGUUGAAGUUGGAGAAAAGGCGUAAAAAAAUAUAUGAUAGAAACAAUGUUAAAUUAGAUAUUGUAAGUAACAUACCAAUAAUCUCAGCAAUUUUAAACACCUUAAAGAAAUGCAAAAUAUGGAUGUUUUAAAAAAUAUUAGUACUGCUCUGUGAUCUUAACCAAAUACAAGAGUUAAAGCUUAGUUGGAAGAAGAGUUUGAAAAGAUUAGGAUAUAUAGGUAGAAAGCAUAUAAAUGGGCGUGAUUGA
Messenger RNA from Paramecium sonneborni, 319 nucleotides. The record is from the annotation of a GenBank genome assembly. Lineage: Eukaryota; Ciliophora; Oligohymenophorea; Peniculida; Parameciidae.